This is a messenger RNA of Cetraspora pellucida, 247 nucleotides long. Lineage: Eukaryota; Fungi; Glomeromycota; Glomeromycetes; Diversisporales; Gigasporaceae. The record is from the annotation of a GenBank genome assembly.
AUGGCCUUAGAAGAGACUGAUCCUAACUAUCAACAGAACCUCCAACCCCUAGUUCUAACAGAACCAGCUACAAUCAACAUCAGCUUAGAUGAACAAAUGCAAAUAACAACUCAAGAAAAUCUCUUACCAGAUAUAGAAUUGCUGCCAAGAGACGAACUUGCCAUUUAUGGCUAUAGAAUAUCACAUCUAUCUGCAAGUCACAUUUUCAAGGCAGCAUCUCCUCCUGACAAAAAUGAAGAAACAGAUA